CGGCCCACAACUACCCACUCCGCUCUCGCGGUCCCCUCCCUCUCACCGAUGGUCCCCUGUCCCCAUACCACAACCCAUAUCUUCCCUCACCUCCCACUAUGUCUACUUCUCAUCCUCCACCUCCCACGGAGAGCGCUACAACCGAGGAGAUCGGCUCGGCGCAGUCCAUAUCCCAGGUCACCGCGCGGUCAGCGGCUCAUGAUCAGGCUCAUGCGGACACCAUGGACCUUCAUGUCGUCCUUGUAGCAAUCCAGGCGCAACUUAGUACGCUUGGACCAUUGCAAGCGCAAAUUAAUGCGCUUGCCCUUGACGUCAACCGCCUCAAGGGCUCUCCCCAUCGCUCUCCCCUCCACGCUCACACCCCAUCCCCUGCCGGCUCACCGCCCGGUUCCCCACGACUCCGGCGACAUGGACGUGGUGGUUCUUCCUCCCCUGUGGCUCAGACCCGGCACUCCCACUCAACAGUGGCGGGUGUCGCCGCCGCUCAAACCACCGCGUUUGUUGCGACACCUCCCUUGGCACCUGCCGCCCCUAUCGUCUCUACUGCUGCUGCAGGUGCUGCGGUCCAGAUACCACCAUCUGGCCCAACAGUUUCAUCGACCCACACCGGUGCUGCUUCCCAGCUUCCCACAUCGGUCGCGGCAUUACGACUCCGCCCUCUUCUUCCCGCUUUCGUUCCCCUACCCCCACAGCAGGGUACCACCCAGGUUGGGACUCCUCUUCCCACUGGGAAACCCACUCCGCCUCCUCCACCUCCGACCCCGUGCACCCAGCGAGUGACCACUUUACAGGCCACCAUUGCGCAGGCUCAGGCAGAGAUCCUGGCCCUGAGACAGCCUCACCCUUCAGAGGCUGCUCACCCUUCUUCUUCCUCCACCACCUCCUCGACCCCCAUCAUGCCGGUUCGCUUCCCUCGACCGGCUCCUCAGCCUCUCCUCUUUUACCUAGCCAUUCCGGGACAACUGCCCUCGGUCGUUGCCUCCUCAUUUGCUGGCCCAUCCGCCAACGGCCACGACCCACAACCUUCCCCCACCUCUGCCCCUGCAGCGGCCCCGACUUACGCCGCCGCAGUGCACUCGCCUCAAUCUCUCUCCCCCCGCCAUCAGCACAGUGGACAUCCUCCUGUGCGCACCAUGGACAUUCCCGAGUAUGAUGGCACAUCCCCGGUCUCUCGCUGGUUGAUCCCUCCGAUGCGUGGUGUUGAGCAUUCCAUCCAGCUCGUGCCUGACUAUCAUAUUCACCAUCAGGCACCAUACCGACUCUCGAUUCCACAGGCAACGGAACCCAAGCAUCAGCUUGAGGAGCUCCUUCGACUGGGUUUUAUGAAACCCAGUAACUCCCCUUGGGGUGCACCUAUCCUCUUUGCUCGCAAAGCGGACGGAAUUGUCCGCUUCUGCAUCGACUACCGCGGCCUUAACCGUUACACGGUUAAGAACAACUACCCCAUGCCCCGCGCGGAUGAGCAGUUUGACCGUCUGGCAGACAACCGCUUCUUCACGAAGAUCGAUCUUCGUAGUGGUUAUCACCAGAUCUGCGUUGCUGCAGAGGAUCAGCCGAAGACCGCCUUCCGGUCGCGCUUCGGUCACUUCGAGUUCACGGUGAUGCCAUUCGGCCUCACCAAUGCACCCGCCACCUUCCAGACGACGAUGAACGACAUCUUUAGGGGCAUCCUUGAAGAAUACGUUCUCGUAUACCUGAACGACAUCUUGGUCUACAGUCGUACCUUAAAAAACCAUAUCAGACACCUCCGCGAUGUCUUACAACGCUUACGCAAGCAUGGCUUCUAUGCCAAGCUUAACACUCGUUGUCUUGCGCUGGAUGACAGGAUCGCCCACAUGGUGACGAUUAUGAAGCGUGCAGACGAGAGUCUAGCCGAUUCCCAGACUCGCAUGGCCGCACGAGCAAACCGAUCACGAAUGGAUCACCCAUUCAAAGUCGGUGACGAUGUGCUCGUCGACGCACGCCACUUACAACUCGAAGCAGAUACGCUUCGCAAGUUCAGGCGUCGUUUCUUCGGUCCAUGCCGCAUCCUUCAGGUCGUCGGUUCUGAUACUGCCGCUAGUCCGGUCAGCUUCCGUGUGAAGCUACCUGAUUACCUUCGACAGACUCGCUUACACGAUAUUUACCACGUCUCCUUACUGCGUCCUUAUCGCAGACCAUCCGAGCGCUUCGUUGGACGUCCUUAUGAGCACCCUCCACCUAUCAUGGUGGACGGUCAUGAGGAGUUCGCUGUUUCCGACAUCGUAUCUCGCCGAAUUACCGACGACACCCCUCCACGCAUCGAGUACGUUGUGCGUUGGAAGGGCUAUCCUGAUGAGGAGGCUACUUGGGAGCCCCUCGAGCACCUGGAGCACGCCCGGAUCUUGGUGCGUGCAUAUGAUCAUGCUCGUCGUGCUGAGACAUCUGCUCCUACUCAGCCGACUGACCCUCUUCCUCCUACCCCGACUGAGGAGAUUGCUAAGGACGAGCCUGCUCCCCCUGAGGCCAUUCUUCAACAGCAGAUGGACGCCUCUGCGCGUUCACAGUGCACUCGUCGAUGUCCUCGGCGUCUUGACGAUUGACACUCUGAUCACCUACUAUCACCCUACUGACUCGCACCAUCAGGUACUCCAUCAUCAACUUCUUCAGGAUGUCAGCGUUUUGUGGCUCU
Chara braunii is the source of this 2650-nucleotide messenger RNA. Lineage: Eukaryota; Viridiplantae; Streptophyta; Charophyceae; Charales; Characeae. The record is from the annotation of a GenBank genome assembly.